UAUUGAUUUUUUAUUUGUAGGAAUGUAUUAAUUUGUUUGUUGCGCAAUAUUGAAAACAACCAAGUUCUUAAGACAAGCACAACAUCCUAAAUAGUAAAUAGUAAAUUCUUGCCUUGGACAAACCAAAUUCUAUUGCAAAAUUAUUAUUUCAAUUAUUUAAGGAAUUUGAAACCCACUUAAAGGAUAUGAAUACGUUUAUGGACAAAAUCAAAUCAAUUUUUGGAUUAAGACCAGAACCGCCUAGAAACGAUUUUAGAAACCCUAUUUGGGGCUCAGACGAUGAUGAUGAAGACGAAAUAUAUUCGAGGCAGCAAUUGGACAUAUACCAAGACCCUCUUCAAUUACAACAAGAAUUUGCCAAACAUAUGCAAGAAAUGUUUAAAAGUUUCGGCAGUGUGUUUGGUGACAUGAAGUCAUUUUUCGAUGACGAUCCUUUAAAAAACUUUCAGGCUGUACCAGAUCUACAUUCAUUCGAUUCCCAAUCACAGACAGAGGAUGCCGAUAGCAAUCGUAUAAGAGAUUUCUAUUUGAAACCUGGCUAUCAUCAUAGACAUCAUCCAAAGGAGGAUAUAGAUUUAGAUGGAAAAAUAUCCUCAAAUGAUAUCUCAGACUUAUUUAAAAAGAAACCAGAGAGCCAUAUAGUACCUGCAACUCCUUUUAAUGGAAAUAUGGUGCCAGGUAGGUCAUUUUGUCAAACAAUUAUAACAACAAGUGUUAAAAAGCCUGAUGGCACAAUAGAAACUAAAAGGAUUGUUAAAAAUGGCAAUGAAGUAGUGGAAGAGACCAUAACCUCGACAGAACCGACAUCAAAAGGUCCUUACCCUGGAUUUAAUCCAAUAGACACAACAAAUAUCAUGUUUUCACAACUCUCAUCAUUACUGAAAAAUUUUUACUAAAGUUAUAGCUUACAUACAAGGUCAUAUAUUAGAAGUAGAAGUUAUCUUAAAAAUUAUGUUAACAUACCAUCCUUGUAACAUAUAGGUACUGUCUUUAGUAUUUAUACUUUACAUCUUAAUGUUUGUUGAUUUGUAGUCUGACUUACCAAAAAUAAACCUCUAUCUGAAAAAUG
Messenger RNA from Pieris napi, 1069 nucleotides. RefSeq lists its product as uncharacterized. Gene Ontology annotation, cellular component: actin cytoskeleton; mitochondrion; clathrin-coated vesicle. The record is from RefSeq and is a predicted model, not a curated record. NCBI's taxonomy places the organism in Eukaryota, Metazoa, Arthropoda, Insecta, Lepidoptera, Pieridae. The coding region runs from base 186 to 896 and encodes 236 amino acids. Gene Ontology annotation, biological process: negative regulation of apoptotic process; regulation of actin filament polymerization. The transcript has a single exon.